AUGGACACCUUGGCUGAAAUUCAAGAGCAAGAUGAAGCAGUUAGAGAUGUUGAGAGUAAGCUUCUUGAUUUACCACAGUUAUUUAAUCAGUUGAUAUUUCUGGAUAUUUCAGUGUUAGUGGAUGCGCAAGGAGACAUGCUUGACAACAUAGAAACACAGGUUUCAAGUGCAGUGGAUCACGUGCAUCAAGGAAACAAUGCCCUCCAGAAGGCAAAGAAACUACAAAGGAACUCUAGAAAAUGGAUGUGCAUUGCAAUCAUGAUCGUUGUUAUAAUAAUUGUUGUUGCUAUCAUCAAACCACGGGUUACCAAAAACGGUGUAUAG
Molecule: messenger RNA, 324 nt
Organism: Glycine soja
Lineage: Eukaryota; Viridiplantae; Streptophyta; Magnoliopsida; Fabales; Fabaceae
Product: syntaxin-132-like
Exons: 3
Coding region: 1-324 (107 amino acids)
Biological process (GO): exocytosis; vesicle fusion; intracellular protein transport
Cellular component (GO): endomembrane system; SNARE complex; plasma membrane
Molecular function (GO): SNARE binding; SNAP receptor activity
Source: RefSeq, a predicted model, not a curated record